AUGUCUUACGAACAAAUUAUGCUUGUUUUUGGACGAUCCAUACCAGCUCUCACGCGGAAGCUGCACCUCUCCAGACUGGAGGAGUGUGAAUUGCCCUACGAUAUGUAUUCUGGCGCCGCUGUCGUCCCAUUGGAUACGCCCGGCCGAGAGACUAAAUAUUGUUGCAAUUCCUUGUUCGCUAAUAUAACAUCCGGGGACCUGAUAUGCGGUUAUGUCAAAGAUUUGCCACAAACACCUUUUACAGUUGCUAGCGGUACCGCCAUCCCUGGUGUUGCGGCUCUAUCAGACUUGGUGAAGAGGUCCAAUGAUACUUCCCCUACAGUGACGAAUGAUACCAAUACCACCAGAAAUGACUCAUGUAUAAUGAGCAAUAAUUCUAAUAACUUCAAUGAUUCCAACGAUUCCAACGACGUGGCGAUAGGAGCAGGAGUUGGUGUCCCUCUUGGUGUAAUUGCUUUUCUCUCUAUUGGCUGGGCUCUUUGGGAAAGGAGAAAAAGAAAGCGCGCGUCUAUUCUGACCGAACCGGUCCACAUGCAGUCACUUCAUCCAUAUCAACCUGUUACCAAUGAUCGCAAUUUUGGGGUGAGUGAGCUGAGUGCAAAUACAGCCAAACCGGCCGAGCUCCACCAGAACCAGCCCCGUCACUAG
Molecule: messenger RNA, 648 nt
Organism: Penicillium crustosum
Lineage: Eukaryota; Fungi; Ascomycota; Eurotiomycetes; Eurotiales; Aspergillaceae
Exons: 2
Coding region: 1-648 (215 amino acids)
Source: RefSeq, a predicted model, not a curated record